AUGAUCCUAAAAAUUAGAUAACUCUUUUCUACGAUUGCAGAACCAGUCUAAGGAAGCAAAUAAUGGAUGAAGUUCUUUCAAAAUUCCACUGGCAUACAGAUAAACAUUGAAAGGAGUUUGAAAAAUGAAGCUAAUGAAAAUCUCAAUUACUAUGUUCGCUAAAAUUACAAAACUUUUACUUAAGAAUAGUUGUUUCAAGCAUAUAUUAAAAGGGAUUUGCAGUUCGAAAUUUAAAAAUAAGUGUAAAUGGAAGUUUUAGAGCGAUUUGUAGCUGAUUAAAUGAAUUUUAGUGAAAAUAUGCUAUUAUCAUAUUUGAACAAGGAAGCUUAAUAGUUGCCUGCAUAUUAUUCCGUAAUAGCGUAAAACCUGCUUUUAAAUGGCCUCAAAAUCUUUGAUUAACUAAAUAUCUAUUAAUAGAUAGAAUAUAUGAGAUUAUCCAUAUAAUCAGGACUUCUGCAUCCAGAUAUCGUCUAGAAAUUCCUUCAAAAUCUAAAAAUAGAUGAUCAAUUGAUAGAUUCCUUAUCAUUGCUUUAAUUCAGAAACAUAAUGACAUUAUUUGAAUAUUGUGCAGUUUCACCCUAUGAAUUAGGAUUAUAAGCAGGGUUCUUAGAUUACUUUAUUAAUAAAUACAUAUAAAAAUUAAGUAAUUUUGAACUAGUGGCUUCUGAAAUAAUGAAAUAUGAAUUUUCUUAACUCAUGAUAAAUAAUCAUUUAAGUUUUUUGAGUGAAGAAUAAUACUCCGAGAUUAAGAUUGCUUAUGCUAAGAUUCUUGAGAAGUUGUUCAACAAGAAUUACAAUUUUAUUGUACAGCGAAAUUUGAACACUAAGGAUGUGGCUAAGAAAUUGUUAUGGAUUUAUUCACCAGACGAUUUUAAGUUAAUACAAAUGUCUAUUAAUCAUAUAAUCACAAAUACUAUAAAUUAAGGAGAAUUCAAGGCUGAUCACAUGAUAUAUGCGUUGCCAUUAUAUUUUAAAUACUUCUCCCCACAAUUGUACUACAUAUCAUUAAAGCAAUGCCACAAAUAAAUUUCCAAUUACAAAGUCUAAAAGAAUGAUAUAAAAUAAAUCGUGUAUUUAUUGAAUAGCAAUUCUCUAAAAGGGUUUCGAUCUAUAAUGAGUGAUCAAACUAUGAUUGAUGAAGUUGAUAAUUUCAUCAGAAAUUCACUUAUAACUUACCUAGCAAAUGUUAAGGAUUAGGAAUUGUUGAUUUUUGAAGAGGCUUUGAAUCCAAAUAUGGAACAAGAAGUAGAAUUUGAAUUCAAUGAUUCUGAAUAUUCAGAAAUCCUGCCAUAUUAUUAAAAUUAUAAUAAAAAUUUAGAAAUCUAAAAUCAGCUUAACUAAAGAUAAUUCAUAAUUAAUUUGACAGAGAAAUUCAAUGUUUUAUAAACUAAUUUGCAGAAAAAUGGAUUCCAAAGAAUAUCUACUUCCAAAACGAAUAAGAGGGUUUUAGUUUUAGAACCCAUACUCACUUACAUCGAAGCUUUGUAUUAUACAUCUAUUUUAGUACCUGACUUCUAGCCAUAGACAAAAAUAUUUAAAACACCACAAAUUCUUAAAUUAAUCAAUAACCUCAUUUAUUUACCUAAUCUGUUGGAACAUCUAGUUUAGGUGAAUCAAAUUUGGCCUAAUUUAUUCAAUGAACAAUUAAAAUCCCUCAUAAAUGCUAAUAAAAAAAAGAUAGAUGAAGUAUAUAAUACUUGUUAAGACUGCCAAGAAUUCAUUGACAAAAUUGAAUAACAAUUAAAGAAGAGUGAACUGGAGAAAUCUAGAAAGUUACAUUAUAGAAACAGAACCUAUCAAGGAUUAUUAUCGAUAUUCAACUUUGUUCGUUCCAAGCCCCACACUAAACUGUCUCCAAUAUUGAAGAAUCCAUUUGAAGAGUAUUCAAUCGAGGAAACAUAUUCAAAUUAGGAAAUGAAUAUGUUUUGGAAACUGUCCCAAAUAAGUGACAAUGUGAUUUAGCAUACACAUUUUAAAGAAUUAGUUUGGUAAGCACUCAAACUUGAUAAAAAUUAAUGGAUCAUGAAUUAUAGUGAUUUCCCUCAUAUUGCUGACUUUGCUUGUCCAAAACAGAAGGUGGUCGUAUUUUUGGAGGAGUACCCUCGUUUAAUUAGAGGAUUGGAUAAAGUGUAUACAGCAGAAACAGAAAGGGCAGUUGAGUAAUUCUCUAAACUUGGAUAUCAAGUUGUGUUUAUAGAUUAUAAUGUAUAUCAUCCAGACACUGUGUAGUUAUUGAGCAUUUUGAAAUAAAAGUUUUUAUUUCGUUAUAAUUGA
Molecule: messenger RNA, 2274 nt
Organism: Paramecium tetraurelia
Lineage: Eukaryota; Ciliophora; Oligohymenophorea; Peniculida; Parameciidae
Exons: 4
Source: RefSeq, a predicted model, not a curated record